Aphis gossypii (cotton aphid) is the source of this 1284-nucleotide messenger RNA. RefSeq names its product endonuclease III-like protein 1 (gene Nthl1). Gene Ontology annotation, molecular function: oxidized pyrimidine nucleobase lesion DNA N-glycosylase activity; DNA-(apurinic or apyrimidinic site) endonuclease activity; DNA binding. The transcript has 5 exons. Gene Ontology annotation, cellular component: nucleus. Gene Ontology annotation, biological process: base-excision repair, AP site formation; base-excision repair; nucleotide-excision repair. Bases 267 to 1130 code for a protein of 287 amino acids. NCBI's taxonomy places the organism in Eukaryota, Metazoa, Arthropoda, Insecta, Hemiptera, Aphididae. The record is from RefSeq and is a predicted model, not a curated record.
UAAUACACCAAAUAAAUGAAAAACAACAAUUUUUUUUAUAAAUUAAAAUUCUUUUUCAAAUAAUGUUACAAAUAAAUUAAUUCUCAUAUAAGUAAGGUUUUAUGAGAAUAAGGUAUUAUUGUUCAGUAGUAAUUUUGAUUCGUGUUUUAUCAAUUUAUUUUGAAAUAAUUACUUACCUAUUUAUAUAUUAGUACUUCAUCAAUUACACUAAAUAAUACAUCAAAAGAAACUAAGUAUCAGUUCUAAAAUCAUAAUAGAUAUAACAAAUGUGUAAUCAUUUCAUUUUGAUUAGAAUGUCUUUGAGAAAUAAACGUUCUUUGACCGAUAAAAUUGGUUCUAACAAAGUUGAAAAUAAUGCACAAGUCACCAAGAAAAGAAAACAUUUGACAAUCAAAUCUGAUGCUAAUGAAAAUACUUCAAAUUCUGAUUGGAAGCCACCAAAUUGGGAAAAGACAUUGGAUAACAUAAGAAAAAUGCGUAAAGAUAAUGUUGCACCCGUAGACAAUAUGGGAUGUGAUCAAGCUGCAGAUCUAAAUGAAUCACCUGAAGUGAUUAGAUAUCAUGUACUAAUAUCAUUGAUGUUAUCGAGUCAAACAAAAGAUGAAGUUAAUUUUGCAGCCAUGCAACGUUUGAAACAGCAUGGCCUGACUGUUGAUAAAAUUUUAGAAAUUUCAGACAAAAAUUUAGGAGAACUUAUUUAUCCUGUUGGAUUUUGGAAGAGGAAAGUUGAGUAUAUCAAGCGUACAACUCGUAUAUUAAAGGACACAUAUAAUGGUGAUAUACCAAGCACAAUAAAAGACCUAUGUCAGUUGCCUGGCGUAGGACCUAAAAUGGCUCAUCUCUGUAUGAGUUGUGCUUGGAAUGAAGUUACUGGAAUCGGUGUAGACACUCAUGUGCACAGGAUAAGUAAUCGUUUAGGAUGGGUAAAGAAAACUACCAAGACACCAGAAAAUACACGUAUAGAAUUAGAAUCUUGGUUACCUAAAGAUCUUUGGCGUGAAGUUAAUCACAUGUUGGUCGGAUUUGGUCAGACUAUAUGCCGACCCAUAGGACCUCAUUGUGCUUCUUGCUUAAACAAAACAACUUGUCCUUCUGCUGUUUUAAACAGCCCAUCAAAAAAAAAAGAUUAACAUUUAUUUUUGAAUAUCCUAUUUCAGCAUUAAUAGAAUCUCAUUAAUACAUAUUGAUUAUCAUUACUUUUCAUUUUUUCAUUGAUUUAUUAAGGUUUUUAUUUAUAUUUUGUAACAAAUUUUGUCAUUAAUAUAUUAUAUUAUAAAUGGUUUA